AGAAGACGUGGAAGCGGAAGAGACGUGGCACAUAAACACGGCACAUAAACACAUAGAGGAAGGAGUCAGUCCCUGGAACAGCUUCACCUGUAAACCGUCAAGACAGCUUCAAUGAAAUCUCGCAACAUUACAUAAAACGAACGGAAGGAACUCGGUUAAUGUCUGUGUGACAAGUCAGCACACGUGACUAUGGGUCUGUGCAAGUGUCCAAAGAGGAAGGUGACCAAUCUCUUCUGCUUCGAACAUCGUGUGAACGUGUGCGAACAUUGUCUUGUUUCUAACCACAACAAGUGCAUCGUGCAGUCCUACCUGCAGUGGCUGCAGGACAGCGACUACAACCCCAACUGUGCUCUGUGCAAUAUUCCCUUAGCUGAACAAGAGACUGUCAGACUGGUGUGUUAUGAUGUCUUUCACUGGGCGUGUUUUAACAGUUUGGCGUCGCGGUUGCCCCUCCACACAGCUCCAGCGGGAUACCAGUGCCCCACCUGUCAGGGUCCAGUGUUCCCCCCCACCAACAUGGCCAGCCCAAUUGCUGAUGUGCUGAAAGACAGGCUUUCAUCCGUCAACUGGGCUCGCGCUGGUUUAGGGCUGCCACUGAUCGAAGACCCCAUCGGAAACACUGAAGAGGAUUCUCACGAUGUCACGGAUUACAGAGACUGGUCCACAUUUGAUGCUCAAGAGCAGAGUAACGCCUACGCCAGCUCAUCCUACAGCACCCCUCUCAUUCCUCCACCCGCCGCUGCUGCACCGCAGGAAAACCUGGCAGGUCCGCAGAAGAAUGGAGAUCCGAACGCGCAGGGACACGCCGUGGUCACCUUUUCUACUGCCAACACGUGCGACACUGCUACAAUCCACACAGCGUCUUCACCAAGAAAAAUCUACGACACGCGGGACGUAGCUCACAGCUCCGUCACACAGAUCGACUUCGAUGAUGACAAGUACAGGAGGCGACCGGCGCUGAGCUGGUUCGCACGCAUUUUGAAGAACCGCUCUGGUGCAAAGAGGACAUCCCUGACCUGGAAGCAGCGGGUCUUCAUGCUCCUGCUGGUCGGCGUUUUGGGAUUCUUUACUUUGAUAAUAAUCAUGGCUAAACUUGGACGUGCCUCGGCCAGCUCGGACCCAAACCUGGACCCCCUCCUUAACCCCAACAUCCGUGUGGGGAAGAACUGAUGACAGGUGGCGAUCUGGUCUUUUUUUUUGUGUGUGUUACACUACAUGCGCCUACGUGCAGCGAGUGGAAAAGGCCCUGCAGUACAACGUCAGCCCAAAAGAGGGAGCUCUUCACCCAACUUUCAAAGGGUGGCUCUUAUUUUCUCAUCAGGCGGUUGGAGUGUCAGAGGUUUCACCAGAUGGAAAAAAAUCGAUUUUUUUGCAGAAGUUUGAGGUCCAAACAAAGCAAAAAUAAACUCUGAUGGCGACCAAGUGCAGAAAGACCACUUUUCAUGUUCUUAUUGCUUUGUUUUGGGGGGCAGUAUAACGGUUUUCAUGAUCUUUUAAAGUAAUCUUCUUUUUUUAUUGUUGAAAGAAGAUUUGAUAACUUGUCAUAGAUUAUUCUAAGUUUCAGUGUGAUCCUAAAACAGGAAUAUACCAUUAAUGUUUUUGGGGGUGUGCCUCAAACACACCAAUACGCCCACGUACUCCACCACUGAGUGUUGGCAUGAGUCCUGAAAACUAAAUGCUCUGCUUUUAGACUUGACAUACAUACUGUAUCCAUGUUUUUCUGCUGUUUUGGACUCCAUUAAAUGGGAAUAUUACAGAAAUGA
This is a messenger RNA of Oryzias latipes (Japanese medaka), 1763 nucleotides long. RefSeq names its product zinc finger protein-like 1 (gene zfpl1). Gene Ontology annotation, cellular component: Golgi apparatus. Lineage: Eukaryota; Metazoa; Chordata; Actinopteri; Beloniformes; Adrianichthyidae. The record is from RefSeq and is a predicted model, not a curated record.